Messenger RNA from Sitophilus oryzae (rice weevil), 533 nucleotides. Its product is annotated as ribonuclease P protein subunit rpr2-like. The transcript is spliced from 3 exons. Gene Ontology annotation, cellular component: nucleolar ribonuclease P complex. Gene Ontology annotation, biological process: tRNA processing. The record is from RefSeq and is a predicted model, not a curated record. NCBI's taxonomy places the organism in Eukaryota, Metazoa, Arthropoda, Insecta, Coleoptera, Curculionidae. Bases 84 to 518 code for a protein of 144 amino acids.
AACAACAAAAAUAAAGAAGUAAAUAAAUCAAGCUUAUUAUUUUUCGUUUGAAUUAAAAUAGUUUAAAAUAAAAUUAAACAAUCAUGAACAAGAUUAAAAAGUGUGCAGGGAUGGAGAGCUUUCAACGAAUGAAUUAUCUGUACCAGAUUUGUAAUGCGAUGUCAACACAAAGCAAAGCUUCUCACAGAGCUUCGGUUCAGUACUCAAAUUUAAUGAUCAAUAUAUCUAAAAAGGCUGUUCAAAGAUUGGAUGUCGAGAUUAAAAGAACAAUAUGUAAAGGGUGUAGAUCAUUACUUUUACCCGGAAUUACGUGUAAAGUAAGAAUAAAAAAGAAGAAACUGCUACAUCAUUGUCUUUUAUGUUCAACUACUAAGGUUUUUCCAUGUAAAAAUAAAGACUACAAGCUGUGGGUGGAAAAUCCCGAAAGUGUAGUAGAAUGUUUAGAUUAUUCUCUAGACAGAAAUAAUCAACAACAAACAAGUGAUAAUAAAAAGAUUGGUCAUAGUGUUAAGCAAUAAAUAAGUUUUUGGAAU